This is a messenger RNA of Alexandromys fortis (reed vole), 3187 nucleotides long. RefSeq names its product calcium voltage-gated channel auxiliary subunit beta 3 (gene Cacnb3). Gene Ontology annotation, biological process: calcium ion transmembrane transport. The record is from RefSeq and is a predicted model, not a curated record. Lineage: Eukaryota; Metazoa; Chordata; Mammalia; Rodentia; Cricetidae. Gene Ontology annotation, cellular component: voltage-gated calcium channel complex. Gene Ontology annotation, molecular function: protein binding; voltage-gated calcium channel activity. The transcript has 13 exons. The coding region runs from base 817 to 2271 and encodes 484 amino acids.
CAGAGGGCCACGCACCUGUUGGGGCAGGAGCUGUUUGCAUGGCACCGGUCUAGGAUCUCCAAACCACUCCUCCUCAGUACCACUGUGGGGUUUGCUUUGGGAGUCUCCUGGACGUGCAGGGAGCCGACACUGCGCUAUCACCUGAGACCUAGCCCCAUCCGUUGCCCGCCCCCCAUAGCUCUCCAUUUUACUGUCUUGCGCGUCCUCUCUGCCUCCAGCCCUCCUCUCUCUCCAUCCAGCCUCCCCGGCUUCCGCACCCUCUCGAUUCUCCGCUGGGGUCGCGUCUUGUAGCAGCGUCUCGCCCCUUCCCCUCCCCCGCGCCAGCCCUUUGUUUCCCGGCGGAGCAGUUCCUGGGUUGCGAGAGUCCCUGUCUCCGCAUCUCUCCUCGCCCCGCCUCCUCCCUGCCGGGAUCCGCCCCGCCUGCAGCCUCUCCGCCCUCCUUCCCUGUCGCCCUGGCCCCAGAGGUGCCGGGGACCCACCUUCCCGGCUCGCGUGCGCCCGGUUCCGCGGCCCCGGCGGCCCCGCCGCCCGCGCCUUCCCGGGAGGGGGUCAGGUGGGCGGGCACUAUUGUUGUGGGAGCCGGCGGCAGAUUCCUCAGCCGCGCUGGCGCGCUCGGGGUGGGACCGACUGGGCUGGGGGGUGGGGAGGGGAGCGGUGAUCUGAGCUGGGAGCAGCUGGUCUUCGCGGCUCGCUCCCUCCUUCGCGCUCGCGCUCUUCGCCGCCGCCCGCAGGGCUGCGCGGCUCGGUGGCAUCUCGGGCGCGGCCCGCCGUCCUCGCCCCCGGCGCCGCUCGCUCCCCCCCCCUCCGGAUUCCCCCAUGUAUGACGACUCCUACGUGCCCGGGUUUGAGGACUCGGAGGCGGGUUCAGCCGACUCCUACACCAGCCGCCCCUCUCUGGACUCAGACGUCUCCCUGGAGGAGGACCGGGAGAGUGCCAGGCGAGAAGUGGAGAGCCAGGCUCAGCAGCAGCUGGAGAGAGCCAAGCACAAACCUGUGGCAUUUGCUGUGAGGACCAAUGUCAGCUACUGUGGGGUGCUGGAUGAGGAGUGCCCAGUCCAGGGCUCUGGAGUCAACUUCGAGGCCAAAGAUUUUCUGCACAUUAAAGAGAAGUACAGCAACGACUGGUGGAUCGGGAGGCUAGUGAAAGAGGGGGGAGACAUCGCCUUCAUCCCCAGCCCCCAGCGCCUGGAAAGCAUCCGGCUCAAACAGGAACAGAAAGCCAGGAGAUCUGGGAACCCUUCCAGCCUGAGUGACAUUGGCAACCGACGCUCUCCUCCUCCAUCUCUAGCCAAGCAGAAGCAGAAGCAGGCGGAACAUGUUCCCCCAUAUGAUGUGGUGCCCUCCAUGCGGCCUGUGGUGCUGGUGGGACCCUCGCUGAAAGGUUAUGAGGUCACGGACAUGAUGCAGAAGGCUCUCUUUGACUUCCUAAAACACAGGUUCGAUGGCAGGAUCUCUAUCACGCGGGUCACAGCUGACCUCUCACUGGCUAAGCGGUCUGUGCUCAACAACCCUGGCAAGAGGACCAUCAUUGAGCGCUCCUCUGCCCGAUCCAGCAUUGCUGAAGUGCAGAGUGAGAUAGAGCGCAUAUUCGAGCUGGCCAAAUCCCUGCAGCUAGUUGUGUUGGAUGCUGAUACCAUCAACCACCCAGCACAGCUAGCCAAGACCUCAUUGGCCCCCAUCAUCGUCUUCGUCAAAGUAUCCUCACCGAAGGUACUCCAGCGGCUCAUCCGCUCCCGGGGGAAGUCGCAGAUGAAGCAUCUGACAGUACAGAUGAUGGCAUAUGACAAGCUGGUUCAGUGCCCACCAGAGUCAUUCGAUGUGAUUCUGGAUGAGAACCAGCUGGAAGACGCCUGCGAACACCUGGCCGAAUACCUAGAGGUUUACUGGCGUGCUACCCACCAUCCAGCGCCUGGCCCUGGACUUCUGGGCCCUCCUAGUGCCAUCCCUGGACUUCAGAACCAGCAGCUGCUGGGGGAGCGUGGUGAAGAGCAUUCGCCCCUGGAGCGGGACAGCUUGAUGCCCUCAGAUGAGGCCAGCGAGAGCUCCCGCCAGGCCUGGACCGGAUCUUCACAGCGCAGCUCCCGCCAUUUGGAGGAGGACUAUGCAGAUGCCUAUCAGGACCUGUACCAGCCUCACCGCCAACACACCUCGGGGCUUCCCAGUGCUAAUGGGCAAGACCCCCAAGACCGGCUCCUAGCCCAGGACUCGGAGCACGACCACAAUGACCGGAACUGGCAGCGUAACCGGCCUUGGCCUAAGGACAGCUACUGACCACCACCUGCCCUACCCUGGCAGGCACAGGCACAGCGGCUGGGGUGCCCACCUCAGGCAGGUUGGAGUUAGACUGGCAUUAGGCUGCCACUAGGUUCAGCUCCCACAACCCCCUGCCCAGCCCCUGGUCCAGGGCUGAUUGUGGUCCCAAGGUUCUGGGAGAAGCAAGGGGCCCCCUCACCUCCUGGGCACAGUGACCCCGUAGGCUCUCAUCCCAGGUACUAGCUGUGUUCUGUACCCUUGGCACCUUCCUCACCUGCACAAGCUGCCGCAGUGGGCAGUGAUCUCAGGCCAGGAUCACUUAGCAGGGGACGCCCGACCAGAAUGGAUGCCCCUCUAAUAACGGGGGUGGGAGCGUGGGCAGUACAGCAUGAGUCCUAACAAGGGCCUCUACUCUCCUCACUGCCACACAUCAGAAAAGAAACAAUCAGAGCUCAACAUGGUAGCACUUCUGUAUGUCAGCUGGGGUGGGCAAGGACACCUAAGACAGGAGCAGUGCAGGUGAGGCUAGACAGACUCACAGCGGAAGCUCUGCUAGACAAAGGCCCUCCUCUCCAAACCAGGAAGCUUAGCAUCUGGCAAGCCUAGGGAACUGGAGCACAGUGAAGCCAGAAGCUCGGACUGCGGGGGAGGGAGGAGCAGCUUCCGGCCCCCAUGCGUUUCUCAUUCUUUUGCCCUUGCAUCUGUCAUUUCUGUUCUUUCCCUCCAAGCCUCCUGCAAGACCAGGCUCCCUGACUCAUAGCUGCUGCUUGUUAAGUUAGGGUUAGAUGAGGACACUAGGACACAGUGGACAGCCCCCAGAGGCUGUCCACCUGGCUAUCCUUGCCUUAUGGCUCUAGCGUGUGACCUACAGAGCAUGCUCCAUUAAGAACCUGCCCCACCUCAUUGUCAUCUCCAAUAAACACCAUGCACAGUC